AGCAAAACAUUGCAACGCUGUGUGUAUGGUACGACUUUACGUGCGUAAUAAAAACAGGUUUUCCACAUACGACAGAUAAAAACAGACGUGAAAAUGGCUACUAAUUCACCACGAAGACAUGGAGAGGAAUCGUUAAAUGAUUCCUGGGUAGUUUUCAAUCAGGAAGGAGGUGAUGGCAACAGACCUCACUCUAUUUACAAUGGUAACAUGGAAAAGCUGUUGAUGGAAGCUCAGAGGGAGUCAAGAUCAACAUCAAGGGGAAGUUCUCAGGGAGGAAGCCCCAAAGGUCCACCCAGUCCGAAUGGCAGUGGUGCCAACAGUGCCCCAGGGUCUACCUACAGCAAUGGCUCAGACAGAUCACAGACGGCUCCUCUUCUACCCGGCUCUAGUACUGCUGUGGGUCAUGGUACAGAGUGGAUUUGGGAUUGGUCCAGCAGGCCGGAACCACUCCCUCCAAAGGAGUUUCGUUUCAAGCAUCCUGACCACACCCGGCUGAGUAUCCGCAAGUCCAAAGCGAUGAAAAGUAACUUCUUAUCGGCUGAAGUCCUGAGUGUGUUCAUUCCGUCCCUCAUCCUCACCAAUUUACUCACCUUGGGACUUGGUAUCUACAUUGGCCUACGUGUUAUUUCCCCACGAUCAAGUUGAGUAUCAAGUUUAGCAGCAUAAUGCAUUCAUCAAGGUAGCCUGUUCGAAUCCAACUAGUGCAAAAAAAACUACCAUUCAAGAGAUUUGUAAACAGUCUUAAGACAUGUCGCUACAAUCUGAUUUUAAACUCAAGAGUCUAACAAAAUAAAUGUGCUCCUGGUCAGGGUACGUUGCCAACAUUAUGUGCACUUCUUUCAUUUGGGCCCAAUGUCAUAAAGCUGCUAAGCAUAUAUUACAAAAAAGUCUUGCUUUACAAACAAACACAGGUUACCAGCCAAAUAAACAUGCAGUUUUCACUGGUAGUUCCUGACAGGUUCCCUGUCAAAUUUUGCUCAGCAAAUAUUUUUUUUUUAAAGGGAAGGUACACGUUUGGUAAUUACUCAAAACAAAUAUUAA
This is a messenger RNA of Asterias rubens (European starfish), 1041 nucleotides long. Its product is annotated as BCL2/adenovirus E1B 19 kDa protein-interacting protein 3-like. The record is from RefSeq and is a predicted model, not a curated record. Gene Ontology annotation, cellular component: nucleus; mitochondrial envelope; mitochondrial outer membrane. The transcript has 6 exons. Gene Ontology annotation, biological process: mitochondrial outer membrane permeabilization; positive regulation of apoptotic process. The coding region runs from base 94 to 645 and encodes 183 amino acids. NCBI's taxonomy places the organism in Eukaryota, Metazoa, Echinodermata, Asteroidea, Forcipulatida, Asteriidae.